AUGUUGGAACUAGUGCUGCUGCUGCUACUUCUACCCUCAAUUUCAUGCAGAGCAGAGACCACCAAGUGUGGAAUGAAGGAUCCUCUCCCUGUUCCACAUGAAUGGUUCCAGCCAGGAGAUCUCCUCAUUGGUGAAAUCGCUUCUCAGUUAGUUUACCAUUUGCAUGAAAUAGACUUCAGUCAACAUCCAGCUCAGGAGUUAUACAGGGAUCCAUAUGCAUUGAUAAAAUUUCACCAGCACGUCCUGGCUUUGGUGUUUGCUGUUAAAGAGAUCAACCAAAAUCCCACAUUCUUGCCCAACAUCACUCUCGGGUUCCACAUCUAUGAUAACUUCUAUGAUAUGAAGAUGACCUAUCGUACCACCUUUGGUUUGAUUUAUAAAUUGCAUCAAUAUUUUCCUAACUAUGAAUGUGACGCCCACAAAAAGCUAGUAGCUGUCGUUGGGGGAUUUAGGUUUGAUACCUCUUCCUACAUGUCAGACAUCCUAAGUCUCUACAAGAUUCCACAGGAGCCAGUGGGGCUCAAUGAAACAUGUACUGGCGAAGAGAGGCUGGAGAAUCUUCAUAGUUCCCUUUUUGAAAUGAGCAUGACUGGUCACAGCUACAGCAUUUACAAUGCAGUCUAUGCCAUAGCACAUGCUCUUCGUAUGCUGUACUCAUCCAGAAUCAAUCACAUGGAAAUAGAUAGUGGAAAGAUAAUGGAACUUCAAGAUCUCCAGCCUUGGCAGAUAAUGCCUCUUUCGGUAUGCAAUGAUUACUGCAAACCUGGAAAUUAUAAGAGAAUGAGGGAGGGGGAGAAAUUUUGCUGCUACGAUUGUGUUCCCUGCCCAGAAGGGAAGAUUUCAAGCCAAAGAAACAUGGGCAAUUGCAUCAAAUGCCACAGUGAUCAAUAUCCAAGCAAAAACAAAGACGGAUGCAUCGCCAAGACAUUAAGCUUCUUGUCUUUUGAAGAACCUUUAGGAAUUAGUUUGGCUUCCUUAGCUGUCUCUUUUUCCCUCAUCACAGCCACAGUGCUAGGAAUCUUCAUUAAGCACAAAGACACCCCCAUCGUCAAAGCCAACAACCGAGAGAUCACCUACCUACUUCUCAUCGCUCUCCUGCUCUGCUCCCUCUCUUCUCUGCUAUUCCUUGGCAGACCGAGCAAGGUGACCUGCUUCCUCCGACAGUCUGCUUUCAGCAUCAUCUUCUCAGUGGCUGUUUCUUGUGUGUUGGCCAAAACCAUUACUGUGAUUGUAGCUUUCAUGGCCACCAAACCAGGGUCCAACAUGAGUAAGUGGGUAGGGAAAUGGCUGGCUAACUCCGUUAUCCUUUCGUGUUCCCUUAUUCAAGCAAGCAUUUCUGUGAUGUGGCUGGCAACCUCACCACCUUUUCCUGAUUAUGACACAAUGUCUCUAAUUAAAGAAAUUGUACUGGAAUGUAAUGAGGGGUUUGUCCUAAUGUUCUAUAUUGUUCUGGGCUACAUGGGGCUUCUAUCCCUCAUCAGCUUGAUCGUGGCUUUUUUAGCUAGGAAACUGCCAGAUAGUUUUAAUGAAGCCAAGUUCAUCACUUUCAGCAUGUUGAUCUUUUGUAGUGUUUGGGUCUCUUUUGUUCCAGUCUAUCUGAGCAGCAAAGGGAAAUCCAUGGUGGCCAUGGAGAUCUUUUCUAUUUUGGUAUCCAGUGCUGGGUUAUUAAUUUGUAUAUUUUCACCCAAAUGCUAUAUUAUUGUGUUGAGACCUGAGCUGAACAAGAGAGAGGCACUAAUAAGGAGAAAAACAUAA
Molecule: messenger RNA, 1755 nt
Organism: Heteronotia binoei (common prickly gecko)
Lineage: Eukaryota; Metazoa; Chordata; Lepidosauria; Squamata; Gekkonidae
Product: vomeronasal type-2 receptor 26-like
Exons: 5
Coding region: 1-1755 (584 amino acids)
Biological process (GO): G protein-coupled receptor signaling pathway
Cellular component (GO): membrane
Molecular function (GO): G protein-coupled receptor activity
Source: RefSeq, a predicted model, not a curated record